CGACUGUCUCCACUUCCUCAAACUUUGAGGCUCGUGCUGUCCCGUCGGUUCAGGCAGCGCACGCGGCUCAUCCAGCUGCCCACGCGCCUCGAGGCACGAAUCGAAACCGGGUUGGGUUUAAAGGGCGGCGGCAGCGGCAGCCCGGGAACCGUCAGGCUCCACAUGGAGGGACCGAUGAGAGGAGCUCCGGCGCGGGGGGGACUCCCCUCCGCCCUCGCGCUGCUCGCGGUGCUGCUCACCUGCUGCGUCAGGUGUGCCGGGAGCGCACGAGCGAGCAACGUCGUCCUCGUGCUCGUCGACGAUCAGGAUGUCCAGCUGGGGGGAAUGAAUCCGAUGAAGAAAACCAAAGCCCUGAUAGGAGAAACGGGAGCAACCUUUGUAAAUGCUUUCACCGUCACGCCGCUGUGCUGCCCCAGCAGGAGCAGCAUUCUGAGCGGCCGUUACCCCCACAACCACGGGGUGCGGAACAACUCCCUGUCCGGGAACUGCUCCAGCCUUCUGUGGCAGAAGGGCCCCGAAUCGGGGGCCUUCCCCGUCUACCUCAACAAGCUGGGAUACCAGACGUUCUUCGCUGGGAAGUAUCUGAACCAGUACGGGGGAAAGGAUGCAGGAGGCGUCGCCCACAUUCCACCCGGCUGGGAUCAGUGGAACGCGUUGGUCGGGAACUCUCAAUACUACAACUACACCCUGUCUGUCAACGGGAAAGAGGAGAAGCACGGGGACAACUACGAGAAAGACUACCUGACUGACCUCAUUCUGAACCGCUCCCUUCACUUCCUGGACGACCGGAGUCCUCAGCAUCCGUUCUUCAUCAUGUUGUCUCCUCCCGCUCCUCACUCUCCCUGGACGGCGGCGCCUCAGUACGGCAAAGAGUUCAGCAACGUCAAAGCGCCUCGAGACGGCAGCUUCGACAAACCCGGGAAGGACAAACACUGGCUGCUGCGCCAGCCGCCCAACCCCAUGAGCAACAGCUCGCUCGUGUACCUGGACGACGCGUACAGGAGAAGGUGGCAGACGCUGCUGUCCGUGGACGACAUGGUGGAGAAGCUGGUGAAGAAGCUGGAGAGCGUCAAAGAGCUGAACGACACUUACAUCUUCUACACCUCGGACAACGGCUACCACACAGGUCAGUUCUCGCUGCCCAUCGAUAAAAGACAGCUGUACGAUUUCGACAUCAGGGUCCCGCUCCUGGUCCGCGGUCCGGGCAUCAAACCAAACCAGACCCUGCAGGCUCCGGUUCUGCACAUCGACCUGGGCCCCACCAUUCUGGACAUAGCGGGGGUGAACCUGUCCACCGUGAACAUGGACGGACAGUCCUUCCUGUCCCAGAUGGCGCCGUCUCUGCGCAACGGAACGGCGCGUCCGUUCUUCCUCGUGGAAUACACCGGAGAAUGCCAACCGACACCGGAUCCUUACUGUCCCAAAAUGGGGCCUGGAGUUUCUGAAUGUUUCCCGGACUGCGUCUGCGAAGACGCCUGCAACAACACGUACGCCUGCGUCCGGACGCUGGACGGCAAGCAGAACAUGCAGUACUGCGAGUUCGCAGACAGCGAGUCCUUCGUAGAGUUCUACAACCUGACGUCGGACCCGCACCAGCUGGAGAACAUCGUGAAGAAGGUGGACCCGGCAGUCCUGCAGACCAUGAACCAGCGGCUCAUCAAGCUUCAGUCCUGCGUGGGCGACAGCUGCCGCGACGUGAAGUGACCCGGCGGAGAGGCGGAGUCUACAGAUGUUCUGACGGGUUCAGAAGGGAAAGAGUGAACGCUUCAGAGAGCAGUUAGCUUAGCAUCCAUCCUGGGAACGGCGUCCAGAUCGCCUAUCUUCGCUCCAAAGUUUAGAACCGGAUUGGAGUUGAUGUUUGUCUUCUUUUUGCUCCCUUUGUGUCCAAAGUCUGUCUUAGCUUCAGAUUGAAUCCUCCUUUCAGUUUGUUUUUUUUCUUGGUAUGAUUUUUUUUUUUUUUUUGUCAAAUCAGUUGUCAUAUUUUAUACACAAAAGUGCAAAUAUGUACAUUUUCAGAUCUUAUUUUUAUCCAAAGCUGAAGCUGCUGUCCUAAUGUGAUCAUUUUUUAAAUUGAUUUCUUUUCUUUUGUCCUGAAUUUUUCGCUUGUUUAGAUCUAUUUAGAUCUGAGAACUUCUUGAUUCUGGAGCCGGUUGUCUAUCAGCAGCUUUUCACCUCAAUGUUAUUAGAAACAUAUGGGAAAUGAAAAAUGAUCUUUGAAAAAGGGUUCAUUGAGGAAGUUGUUAUUUUAAAAAGCUGUGAGUGUUUUUGUGAUGCACUUUCAAAGACUCUGCUCCUGGUUUGUACUUUGAUUAUAAAAGUUGUACAUGAAGCUUUUCCUGGCAGAUCAUCCAGAAGAUGUGAGGACCGUGAACUGAUCACUUUAAUCCAGUGUGCCUCGGAUUUGCACAGACACGUGUGCAUGUGCCUUAAAUGUGAAUAAAUUUGCACUUUUAUGCAAACGAAAUGCAAAUAAAAGUGUGUAUUAAAGCGUGAA
Oryzias latipes (Japanese medaka) is the source of this 2494-nucleotide messenger RNA. It is a transcript of the gene gnsb, whose product is annotated as glucosamine (N-acetyl)-6-sulfatase (Sanfilippo disease IIID), b. NCBI's taxonomy places the organism in Eukaryota, Metazoa, Chordata, Actinopteri, Beloniformes, Adrianichthyidae. Gene Ontology annotation, molecular function: N-acetylglucosamine-6-sulfatase activity; glycosaminoglycan binding. Gene Ontology annotation, biological process: glycosaminoglycan metabolic process. The record is from RefSeq and is a predicted model, not a curated record.